AUGCCCUUCCACCAGAGGACCGUGGGGCCCGCGCGGCUGCGCCGGCCCGAGGCGGCCGGGGCGGCGGACGCGCCGCUCUUCCGCUCGCUGGAGCAGGUCAGCUCGCACGCCCUGGUCUGCCUGCUAGCGCAGCUCGCCGACCUGUCGCGCUGCGCCGGGGACAUCUUCGGCGAGCUCGAGAGCCAGGCGGCUGCCCUGGGCCGCCGCACCGCCGCGCUGCACCGCCGCCUCGACGCCCUGCACGCCGCCACCGCGCGCCUGGACCACCGCCGAGUGAAAAUCCCUGUUUCCAACCUAGAUGAGGAGAGUCGAUGGACAGUCCACUACACUGCUCCAUGGCACCAGCAGGAGAAUGUGUUCCUCCCCACCACAAGACCGCCCUGCGUAGAGGACCUACACCGCCAAGCCAAGCUCAACCUCAAAUCAGUACUGAGGGAAUGUGAUAAGUUACGGCGGGAUGGCUACCGGAGUUCUCAGUACUAUUCCCAAGGACCCACCUUUGCAGCCAACUCCAGUCCCCUCUGUGAUGAUUACCAAGAUGAGGAUGAAGAAACAGAUCCAAAGUGUUCUAUCUCUUCAUCAGAAGAGGAAAGACUUACUUCCACCAGGAGACCUAAGACGCCAACGUCAAGUGACUGCUCUGACUUUCAUACUCAAACCAACUGGACCAAGUCACUUCCCUUGCCAACACCGGAAGAGAAGAUGCGGCAGCAAGCCCAAACAGUCCAGGCUGACAUGGUUCCAAUUAACAUAACUGGGGAGAAUUUCGAUCGCCAGGCCAGCCUUCGGCGGUCUCUAAUUUACACAGACACUCUGGUAAGACGACCGAAGAAAGUCAAAAGGAGAAAGACUAUUACAGGAGUCCCUGACAGCAUACAGAAGGAGCUAGCUUCGGGAGGCACUGGCCAAGAUGAUGUUGGUGGUCACUCGGCAUACACCCCAGACCACUACUCUACACUCGGAAGGCUCGACAGCUGUCGAUCUACGGGACAGCGCUCAGAAACCAGGGAUUCCAGCUGUCAGACUGAGGAAGUGAAAGUCGUACCACCUUCAAUGAGAAGAAUCAGAGCCCAGAAGGGGCAAGGCAUUGCUGCUCAGAUGAGUCACUUCUCAGGCUCCUCUGGGAACAUGUCAGUGCUGAGCGACUCUGCCGGGGUCGUGUUCCCUUCCCGCCUCAACAGCGACGCCGGUUUCCACAGUCUUCCCCGGUCUGGAGCAAGGGCAAAUGUUCAGUCCCUGGAGCCACGGCUGGGCGCCCUGGGCCCUGUGGAAGACCUGGGCAGUGCUUUCCCCUACCAACGGGGUCACCCACAAGUAGAUGAAGACUUCGGGCAUCUAGGAACUGCCCCGAGGAUGGGAACACUGUUGAGGCCCAAAUCUCAGGAGCUGAGGCACUUUGAGGGUGAAAACGUAACCAGCCCUGCGUGUGUGGUGUCUCCUCACACGAGCUACUCUACCAGCAUCAUCCCAAAUGCCACGCUCUCCUCCUCUUCAGAGAUCAUUGUGAUUCACACUGCUCAGAGCUCAGGGCAGCUGGACAGUAAAAUUACCAGCUCAUCUUCAUACUCAAAGGUCAGAUCCAGAGACCACCUCCUCUCCAGGCAGAAAGAUGGUCAUCAUUCGUCCAGUGCAACCACACUGCUGUCCCUCUGUGACUCCGAAGUCUCUCUAGAUACACCAGCAAAUCGAGAGAAUGGGUCCCAGGCCAUGGCCUAUAACUGUAGAAAUAACCUGAGCAUCCCAGCCCACCCCCAGGAUGUGGACAACAAGAGUGAGUCCAGUUAUUCAGGAAGCCGGGGCCAGGGUGGUAGCGUGGAGCCCUGGGAAUACAGUGCCUCAGGUAGUGGGCGGGCAUCCCCACUGAAGCCACACUUGGCAGCUCCCGGUUACUCCACUCCUGUAAGCAACACGAGCAGCUGCAGUUUGGACCAGACCUCUAACAAGGAUGAUACCAGGUCUGUGUAUUCAGAGGACCACGAUGGCUACUCCCCUACUCUGCACCCGGACUCUGGACACAGACCUGGGGAUCUGUGCAAUAGUAAUGAUGGCUUUGGGAACCCCAGGCACAGCGUGGUCAAUGUUUUUGAUGGAAGAGCUCAGAGACACCAAGGGGACCGGUCCAAUUGCCAAGACAAAUCCCUUGCGCGAAGCAUUUCUUUGAAGAAAGCCAAGAAGCCUCCCCUGCCACCCUCUCGGACGGACUCUCUGCGCAGAGUUCCCAAGAAGAACGUCCAGUCGAACGGGCAGGUGCUGAACGAGAGCCUGAUUGCCUCGCUCCAGCACUCGCUGCAGCUGAACCUCCCGGGCAAGGGCGGCAGCUCACCUUCCCAGAGCCCCUGCAGUGACUUCGAAGAACCGUGGCUGCCUCGCUCCCGCAGCCAGAGCACUGUGAGCGCCGGCAGCAGCCUGACCUCCGCCACGGCCCCCAACGUUUACUCCGUGUGCGGGCUCACGCCGGCACAGAGCGACACGAGCAGCGUCAAGUCCGAGUACACAGACCCGUGGGGCUACUACAUUGACUACACGGGAGUGCAGGAAGAGCAGGGGAACGCAGGCAGGGCCGGUCCGGCCGGCAGCGCAGCAUCACCUGGAAGUGGGCCGGGCCGCCACCUCCUGGAAGGGUCCCGGGCCGCGGUACCCCCGGUGCUCGGUGGCACCGUCAAACCAAAGAUCACGUCGCCGGAGAAGUCGCACAGAGUCACUUCUCCAUCCAGUGGGUACUCCAGCCAGUCGAACACGCCCACCGCUCUCACCCCUGUGCCUGUCUUCUUAAAAUCAGUGUCACCAGCCAGUGGGAAGGGGAAGCCCAAACCCAAGGUGCCAGAAAGGAAGUCGUCCCUUGUAUCUUCAGUAUCCGUCUCCUCCUCCUCCACGUCUCUUUCCUCGAAUACUUCCACCGAAGGAAGCGGGACGGUGAAGAAGCUGGACUCAACGCUGGUGUCCCCGCUCGCGGCUGCUCCUCACGCCUCUCCUCCAGCCCCUUGUCCUGCUGACAAGUCUCCUUUCCUCCCUCCCCCGCCGCCUCUGGCCGAUUUCUCCGAGGGCUCCCCUCUGCCUCGAUCUCCCCUCUUCCCGCCUCCGCCACCAGAAGUGCUCACUCCCUUCUGCGCCCCCGCCGACGCCUGCUUUCCUCCGCCCCCCACAGCGCUGAGCCCCCCUUUUCUGGAUUCAUCUGACUCCCUGCCACCUCCGCCACCUGCCUCACCCGCCUCAGUGCCCCCGCCUGCCCCACCGCUUGACCCCAAAUUGAUGAAAGAUGCCAGGCCUUCUUUCAAGAAACCUGGCCAGCCAGAGUCCUCCCGGGAGGCCUGCAGACAGCCUUCCAUCAAGGAGGAGGGCAGCAGACUCCCCAUGCCCCUGAUCACCACCGAAGCGCUGCAGAUGGUGCAGUUGAGGCCGGUGAAGAAGAACUCAGGAACCGAAGUAGCCCCCUUACAGGAACACGCAUCUCAGGAAAAACGAACUCCGGUUGUUCCCCAGUAUCAUUUAAAGCCAUCUGCUUUCCUGAAAUCCCGAAAUAGCAUACAUGAAAUGGAGAGUGAAAGCCAGCCUUCCUCCGCGACGAGCUCGCUUCCGACUCCUGCCAAGAGCUCGACUCAGGGUCACCAAGACAGUGCAGCCGAGCAUGGCCUCCGGAGUCACAGCCCGGCCGGGGAGGCGGAGGCCGGAGCGGGUGCCACCCCGCCCCUCGGCCCGUUGCCCAGCAGGAAGCCGCCCCCCAUUUCCAAGAAGCCCAAACUGUUCCUCGUGGUGCCACCUCCGCAGAGGGAUUUCACGGCGGAGCCCUCAGAGGACGUGAGCGUGGCAUCUCCUAGCCCCACGAGCGCAGAGGCACGAGAGAGGGGUGCAGCAGGGGCUGGUUCCGAUGAUACCGAUUCUGGCAGCUCCGUGGUUCUUGUGGGAGGAGCUGCAGGAUCCGAGUCCCUGGGCAGAGUGGAAGCCAAUGUCCCCAUGGUGCCAGCCCCUGCGGAGGAACCAGGUGCCGGGAACGGUGUGGAGCGCUGCCUGCCUCCGCAGGACCCAGGGCCUGGGGUGCCGGAGGCUGAGACAGCCAGUUCUUCCUCAGAGACCUGUGACUUCCUUAAGGACGACAGGGGUGAUGAGGUGAUGACCCCCAGGAGACCCCGGACCACAGAAGACCUUUUUGCAGCUAUUCACAGGUCUAAGAGGAAAGUCCUUGGUCGUAAAGAUUCAGACGAUGAUCAUUCCCGAAACCAUUCUCCCUCCCCACCAGUGACACCCACUGGUGCCGCCCCCAGCCUGGCCUCCCAGAAGCAAGUGGGGUCCAUUCAGAGAAGCGUCCGGAAGAGCAGCACCAGCAGUGACAACUUCAAAGCUCUGCUGCUGAAAAAGGGGAGUCGCUCAGAUACCAGCGCCCGCAUGUCAGCAGCAGAGAUGCUCAAGAACACAGACCCUAGAUUCCAGAGGUCAAGGUCGGAGCCAUCGCCAGACACGCCUGAGAGCCCAUCAAACUGCUCCCCGAGCAAGAACAGGAGGGCUCAGGAGGAGUGGGCCAAGACCGAAGGCUUGAUGCCUCGGAGUCUGUCCUUCUCCGGCCCCAGGUACGGCCGCAGUCGAACGCCGCCUUCUGCCGCCAGCAGCAGGUACAGCGUGCGGAACAGGAUCCAGAGCAGCCCCAUGACCGUCAUCUCGGAGGGCGAAGGGGAAGCCACGGAGCUCGCAGACAGCACGGCUCUUCGGGCCCCGGGUGCUGUGAGGGGAUGUUCGAUGGAUGGACUGGCGGCGGGUGGUGUGGAUGAGGGCAGUCUGCUCUGUGCCGGGGCACCCGCUGCCCCGCUGGGGGCCCAGGCUCCUGGUCCGGCAGUGGGGCUGCCCAGCGCAGAGGGCAGGGGCCCUUCAGAACAGCAAGGCGGUCUCGCCGGGGAUAAGAGUUAG
Messenger RNA from Budorcas taxicolor (takin), 4896 nucleotides. It is a transcript of the gene NHSL1, whose product is annotated as NHS like 1. Gene Ontology annotation, biological process: cell differentiation. NCBI's taxonomy places the organism in Eukaryota, Metazoa, Chordata, Mammalia, Artiodactyla, Bovidae. Bases 1 to 4896 code for a protein of 1631 amino acids. The record is from RefSeq and is a predicted model, not a curated record. The transcript is spliced from 8 exons.